AUGGUCGACUCCCGUCUUUGCGGCUUUAUUGCCGCUUUGGGCAUUAUCUUAGGACAAUGUGUAUCAGGCGUGCCUAUUGGAAGUGCUAUUAACAGUGUCUUUUUGCACAUCAACAAUGUCUCCGUAGACUGUUCUGAGGAUCUGGGUCGUAUGAUGCCGUAUAACGACGCGUUACUUGAAUGCGCACACGACAUCAAUUGCUGCGUUGUCGUUGUUGAAGAGGUUGACGCACACUCGGAGGCUCCAGGCAUGUCCCGUCUCUGCGCUUCGUGCAAUCUUCUGAACGCUCGAUCUGUGAAGAAUGCUAGGGUCUCGAUAAAGGGUCACCAAAGUUUUAUCGCCAAGGACUUCGACGUGAUGCUCAACCAACAGGGCGUGUGCGAACGAGACCAACUUUUGGGAGAACUAGUACCGGUGCUCUCUUCCACCACCGCCGCUCGCGAGUGUGGACGCACAGACUGCGACUACUUUACGAUGGCUACAUUAGAAGGCAUCGAAAAUCUCCCCGGCACGGUAAACAAAGCCUGGUUCUGCUCGGGUGACGCAAAAACCGUGCCAGCAGAGGGCUUCAUUACGGCUGUUCGGAAACGUCGCAACUACGAGCUUUGA
Babesia bigemina is the source of this 609-nucleotide messenger RNA. RefSeq lists its product as hypothetical. The record is from RefSeq and is a predicted model, not a curated record. Lineage: Eukaryota; Apicomplexa; Aconoidasida; Piroplasmida; Babesiidae. The transcript is spliced from 9 exons. Bases 1 to 609 code for a protein of 202 amino acids.